AUGAAUGAUUGGCCUAGGAUAACCAGAACCGACUUUAAGGUAAUUUAAGUCAUUCCAAUAUGGCUAUUGAAACAAAAUCAAUAAGAUCCUAUUCUUUAGAGAUCAACCAUGCGUCGGUCAGGUGUCCGAAAGAGCCGAACGGCUUCGUUGAAGGGAGACAUCCACUCUUCGACCAGAAAUGGAUCCAUCAUCACAUCUACCAGUGUCCCGCCACCCAAUGCAGAUCCAAAUAAAAAGCAAAACAAAGAAAUUACAGUAAGACCUGGUCUGAGAGCAAUGUUGUACGGACUUACAAUGAAAAUGUAAGCAGUUUAUAAAUGAUUUUAUUCAAAAUUUAGGGAACGAGAAGAGGCCAACAUGAGGAAACUCCAGAAGAAAAUGCACGGUAAAUUUGUUAUUUUUUGAAAUUACUUUUAUGACGAACUUAGAUAUGGUUGAAAUUUUGACGACUAAGUAAUAGUAAGUAAAGGAUGAUGCUGGGAAAUUUAGGUUUUAAAAAAUAAUAUUCCUAUUUGCAAGCUUUCGUAUGUUACACAUGACGGGGGUCAUUGUUUAUGUAGAUUUAUUCCAUUUCUUCCUCACGUUUCCUCCUCUCCGCCAGGUGUGCCGUCGUUCGAGCAUAAAUUCUGAAGCCUCACAAAGUUGUGUUCCAUCGUAUGGAGAUUCUUGGUUCCUGUUUGCCCUUAAUUAGGGGUUCGCCUGUUUCUAUCUGCAGAAGUGCUGUUUCGGAGAAUCUGGAGCCCUUCGGAAGGGAAUUACUAUUGUCCAUCAAGUGGCCACUCCAUCGGAGGGAGACGUUUUUGACGAUUGUGUGGGUCUAUGACCUCAGGGCACGGACUACCGGUCCCUCUCCCUGGGGGCACAUUCCCCGGCAUUCCGGAAAAAACUCGCGCGUCUCCAUUUUGUGUUGAAAACCACCAAAAAACGUUGUGUCCUCGCAGGGAAUCAUCGAACUUGGGGAUGUUUUUUUGGAUGGUUGUCCCUGGAAAGGAACCCAGGGUCCAUUGCGCAACAUUUGUUGCGUCAUGUCUCUUUUGGACUUACGGUACCAAAAAAAUGUUUCCUUUUCAUUAUAGAAACUAUGAUUUUAUUUAAAUAAUUUCGAAAUACCCGGCCUAAGCAAUUGAAGAAAUGACGGCCCACGAAAAUAACAUGGAGCAUGUUGCUCCUUCGCGAGAUACGACCAUCCUUUGUUGGGGUUAAAGCACCGGAAGCGGCUGACGCGUUUUUGGUGGCUUCUGCCGCUUUAAGCCUCCGGAGUCAUGAAUCAACGUGUCCCGGGCCUUAUAAGUCGAGAGCUGUCAAUCUCGACAAAGGCCAAUGAAUUACGAAGCCGGGGGCCUGUUCGUGCCGUUUUAUUCGACUAUUCCCAAACCUGCACAGCCAUCUUUCAGCUGUAACGACAUGGUAUAAGCAGCCGAGAUGGUUGAUUCAGGCCAUGAUCGUCGCGCCCUUCUUCAGCCCCCUGACCAUGAGAGUAGAGCAGUCAACCGAGCCCGCAAAACUCAAAUGCAACGCUCCACCAGUUCGGGAACUCCAUCCUUGGCCAGUCUGGCUCAGAAUAUGAGGAAAUCGAUUCUGAAAGCGGGACAACGAAGUCUGACUGAUGACCAUCAUCUCAACAUUCCUAGUUACAACACCCCGCCGAAGAGUGUUUCUUUUCACGAUCUGGUCGACUCUCGAUCCGUCAUCCAAUUUGCUCUACGAAGUCUGAGUCCAAAACGUCAAGCCUCUGCAGAUGCUUCAACAGAAACGUUGGUCGAUAUUCAUGGCGAUAAAUUAUCAUUCAGAAAGUCGAUUAGUUGCUUUAUCUUAUCACGUAAGUCAUGGAACGGUCUGUUUGUCCUCGGGUUUUGUUUGUUUAAACCUACUUCCACACCUUUUUGUGGGUCGAUUGGCUUCUGGAGGGGUAUAGAAUUACAUCUGGGAAUUGGCGGGGAACGAAUCGCUGAGAAUUUAUAAUUUGCGGUCGAAUUGAUGGUCGAAGACCUCAGGAAAUUGUGGAGUCGGGUGCUUUACCCACCCGCUCUCACGCCCGAUGGUAGGUAAAGGGGGUUCGGGUAAAUAUUUGAGAUAAGAGGAGGUCUGGAGUACAUACUUCAUAACUCUUUUGGGAUCAGUGGACCUUGAGAUCAGGUCAAGAGGCAAUGGAUCCAUUGAUCCUCGCAGUUGAGUCAGAAUAAAAUUUUUUCUUAUAGACGAGUGUGAUCAUAAUUACGCAGUUUCUUGCGCAUAAAUAAGGCCUGGCUAGACUGGUUGUUCCGUUCUCUGAUAGCAUUCUUGUUUCUCCAACUUAUGUGCAGCUGUUCUUUAGAUCUUCUUGUCACGACGCGCCUGUCCCCAAACGUAGAAAGAGAAAGAGAGGAUCCAUGAAGGGAUUCGAAGGUAUGAAUGAGUAUGAAAUCGGAUACUCACUGUUACCGCCGUUUCCCUCGGCAUCUGUAGCCGCGGAUUGCCGGCUUUCGUUUUGUACAAAUGCCCUGUGGGCCUGAGUUCUUCUUUCACGUAAACAGCUAUUAUCAAACGGCCCUCUGGCAGGAUGAGGACAGGUUUAUUAAACUUUUGAGUUUUUGCUACGCACCGCCUGCAAAAAGUGACACUUUUGACGUCUUCCCUUAGGCGGCAGCAUUCCGUAGUAUAUUUACUUUGGCUUAGCCAGGGAUUCUUUCCGCCAAACUCUCACCAGCUUUAUUUUUCUCAUUUGGAUUUGUUUUGUUUGAUAAUCCGAGAGUCCGAUUCUUGGCCCUAAUCAUUUCCAUCUGGGCCUCCAAUUUCCAAAGUUGCGGCUUUGUUGACUUUGGCUUUGCAAGUCUACCGCUUCAAUGACGGUCGGGUAAUUUUAUUCUCUUCUUGAUGUGGCAUCUGUAGUGGGUUUCUGUUUGAUUUCUUCCCUCAGGGCUGCUUUUUUUCAUGAUCACAGCUUAGUUGUUAGACACGCCGCCAAUCGGGGUAGUAAUCCAUAAACUUUACACGAAAUUUAAUCACCCAACGGCCUCGAUCAGAAAGUUUUAAUAGACAUCGUCAUAUUUUUGACCUCUCUCCCGCCACCGCCAGCCAUCUCCCGACCCGCCUCAACCUUGGCCCCUUUCAUAUGGACCGGGGAUUUCGAGUUCCCUUCGGCCGCAGCUAGUGGAAACAUCACUUGAUUGACUGGAAUGUCUAGCAAACCUCAUCCACUGAUUUGAAGGGUCCCGCCGCUUUCGUCCCCCUUCUUCCUCCCUUCCUUUCACCUGCCUCGGCAUCGAAAAGACCCCGGUGGCGAUCGCUGUCCGACCAACCGACCGGACACUCUCUUCUAGCCGAAAUUUGUGCCCUGAGGGGAAUUUCUUCUUUCUUUUCACCUUUUAUACCAGGUCCUGUUCUCGACUGGACGUUCAGCAACCGAUUUACACUCUUUUCUUCAAUUACGUCAUGAACAGGUGAUUGGGGAAAGAGUCGAGCAUGUUCUGGUGAUCAUCAACUUGUCCGUGGUGUACCCGACAGUCUGCCAAGAUUCCGACCCCGGCCUUGGUCCCUGUGCCUGGUGCCGGGCAUCGGCCUUCGGAGGUUCAACUUCGAACUCCUUGGUGGCGAUGUUGUUGUCCAAUCAGACGACCAAGAAAUGA
Messenger RNA from Bursaphelenchus xylophilus (pine wood nematode), 3605 nucleotides. The record is from the annotation of a GenBank genome assembly. Lineage: Eukaryota; Metazoa; Nematoda; Chromadorea; Rhabditida; Aphelenchoididae.